Didymella exigua CBS 183.55 is the source of this 1485-nucleotide messenger RNA. RefSeq names its product 14-3-3 protein. The annotation marks the transcript as partial. Lineage: Eukaryota; Fungi; Ascomycota; Dothideomycetes; Pleosporales; Didymellaceae. The record is from RefSeq and is a predicted model, not a curated record. The transcript has a single exon.
AUGGCAUCUCUAGACUUCGACCAGAAAUUCCUGGGGCGGGUAGCCAAGCAGACAGAGGACUCCAACCCAUAUUUGUCUGGCGCGCUCUACCAGAUUCUAGGACUCUCGGUUCUGCUUUCGCGAAGACUGAUUCGUGCUCGGAAGCUUCGUAAACUUGACACAAGCAGAGACACCCCUUCACUCGCGGCAUAUCAACACAUCCUAUGGAUGUCUCGAGAAGGAUUGUCUAUCUUGGAGCUAUACGUGCUCCCGUAUGCUCAAGACAACCAACAUGGGCCAGAGUGCAGAGUGCUGAGCGUGAAGUUACGCGCCAGCUUCUACCAUAUCUUCUGCCUGUUUCACAACCAGCCGCCAGUCACCAUGACGAACAUGGAAUCAAUAGAGUCAAAGACGGCCGGUGCACCGCUAUCUCCACAAUCUAGAAAUGGUCACAGGACUGAGCAAGUGCUGUCGCCACCGACAAAGCGCAACGGCAAGCAACCCGCAUUGCGCGAACCCAUCGACUCAAUCGUCUCGGAGACAUCCUUUGUGACAAAUCCGUAUGCAGCAGGCGGACCAGUGGGAACACCAUCUCCAGGACCACCACUCAAUGCGCCCCCAGGUCUCAACCCAGUUCCAAUACCUCAGCCAUCCUCCUUUCUUUUGCCGCCGCUGAACUUCGUGCCGCUAGCGACUGGAUACUUCACAACUGCGAACCAGUACGCCACAUCGUUCCUGCCGGGAUCGCAUCCUCUUCGACUGUCGGUGGCUCUCGAACACAGCGCAUUCCUUUGGGAUUGCGUGCACGAUCAUGAAGGGUCACGACGCAUCGCACGUCGCGCUAUCAAGGAUGUCUAUCGUGCACAGGAAGCAAUGGAUGAUAGCGAGUUCGAGGAUGCUGCAGAGCUGGUUGGCGUCUUGGGGCGUAUGAUGAAGCGCAAGAGCUUCGAGACCACACCGCGAAUGGGCGGUGUGGGUAGCCCUGAGCCUGUCGCACCGAGUGGUGCUCAAGGCUCCGCUGAUCAAGGUAGAGGUGAUAUAGACCGCGGCAUCCCCGUGACAGUCCCUCUACAAUACUCUCGAAACCCCAGAAGGGCCGCCGAUGGUCCUCCCAUCACCGUAUCUGCUCCGCAAAGCCCGCCGAAGGAUCCUGUCCGCAGCCGAGCCAACAGCGCUUCAUCUAAGCACAGACACACUGACAGUCAUGAGAACACGCCUCGCUCGAACGCGAACCGAUCAUCGAGCGGGAGCCAAACAACACCACGUGCAAAGCAUGUUAGCAUGGAGAGCGGGGGCAGCAUGACCCCAAGAGUACCGCAGGGCAAAGGUGGCCGUUCUCCCUCAACCCCAUCGACCCUCCGCAGCGUUCAUAAAUAUGAUGGUAGCGGUGGCUCGCAAAAAGCGACGCGAGAGUUCAUAACAUCGCCAAUAAUAUCAGAAAGUGCUGCUGUUACAGCUGCAUACGAAGAAAUGAGGGCUUCGUCAACCUCACGUCGAUCACCACCG